AUGAUUGAAGCACAAAGGCUGACCUACUAUCGAAACAACCAAACCAAGGCAAGGAGUGAUAUAUACAAAGGGAUUCAAGAUGCAGUUGUUAGGAGUGAGACUCGUGCUUCCAAAGCAGGUAAACGUGUCAUCCUACCCGCGUCCUUCACUGGUAGCAUGAGAUACAUGUUUAAUAAUUGUCAAGAUGCUAUGGCAAUUUGUAAGAAAUAUGAAUAUCCAGACCUUUACAUCACAAUGACAUGUAACUCGAGUUGGCAAGAGAUUGGCAGGGUUAACAAUCCAAGGAACUUAAAGGUUGAAGACCGGCCGAAUAUAUCGUGUAGAGUGUUCAAAAUUAAGCUUGACAUGAUAAUCUCAGAUCUUAAGCAAAAAAUUCCAUUUGGAGUGCUAGAUACAGGUUUUAAUGGAGACUAUAAGAUAACAAUGAUAACUCAAAUUGAUCGGUUAAUAUCUUCAAAGUUGCCAGAUCCUAUUCGGUACCCAAAAUUAUUUAGAGUUGUAUCUACAUAUAUGAUUCAUGGACCAUGUAGUAGAGCUUUCUCAAAAUCUCCCUGCAUAAAAGAUGCAUACUACACUAAAUAUUAUCCGAAAACAUUCAGUAGAACCACAGUUAUCGAUGAUAGUGGAUACCCAUCAUAUAGAAGACGAGGCACAGGAAUGAUUACUGAGAAGAAGGGAGUCCAUAUGGAUAAUAGGAAUGUGGUUCCAUACAAUGCAUAUAUGCUGAUAUCUUAUCAAGCGCAUGUUAAUGUAGAGUACUGCAACAAGUCAAAUGCUAUCAAAUAUUUGUUCAAGUACGUGAAUAAAGGUCCAGACAGGAUAGCAGUUGGAGUUACAAAGGAAGCUUCCAGUGGAGAGAAUGAUCAGAGGUGGCCUUCAGUGAUGAGAUUAACCUUUCAUUUGCCUGGACAACAAAAUAUCAUCUUUAAAGACGAUGAUGAUCUUGAGGAAAUCGUGGAAAAAGAGGAAGAAAAAUGUACGAUGUUCUUAGCAUGGAUGGAGGAUAAUAAAAAAUUUGAAUCAGGUCAAAUUUUGAUAUAUGCUGAGUUUCCAAAUCAAUUUGUUUAUGAUAGAGAAAGAGGUUGCACAACAUAUGAGUCUAUCAGGAUAGUUAAUGGAAUUACAUAUUCUAGCUUCCAAGAUGCUUGCUAUUCCAUGGGACUACUGUGCGAUGAUAAGGAAUUCAUUAUAGCUAUUAAUGAGGUAGCUGAACUUACAUCUGGUCAUCAAUUAAGAAAAUUAUUUGUGAUGCUACUGAUAUCUAAUAGCAUUAGCAACCCAGAGCGUGUUUGA
Arachis duranensis is the source of this 1293-nucleotide messenger RNA. RefSeq lists its product as uncharacterized. Lineage: Eukaryota; Viridiplantae; Streptophyta; Magnoliopsida; Fabales; Fabaceae. The record is from RefSeq and is a predicted model, not a curated record. The transcript has 4 exons. The coding region runs from base 1 to 1293 and encodes 430 amino acids.